This is a messenger RNA of Eriocheir sinensis (Chinese mitten crab), 3949 nucleotides long. RefSeq lists its product as uncharacterized. The transcript has 2 exons. The record is from RefSeq and is a predicted model, not a curated record. Lineage: Eukaryota; Metazoa; Arthropoda; Malacostraca; Decapoda; Varunidae. The coding region runs from base 225 to 1889 and encodes 554 amino acids.
UGCCAUCCCUCCCAGCCGCGGGACAGUGACUGGCCUGCGUUGGUUAGGGUCCUUUCGAGGGCCAGGUCUUUCGGGUCAAGGAUAAGGAAAGUCCUGCCUAAGGAUGAGGCAAGAGCGCCCGCGGCCCUCUCCAGCUGGCGCCAGAGGUGGCUCGAGGUGCGGCGUGUGUGAAGUGGAGGCCUGAGGUCUGAGGCCUGCCUAGUGGGGUGCCCCUCGUCUCCAGCAUGGAGGAGCCCGGGGCCGAACGGUCGUCCUCGCCCUCGGGCAGUGAGGACAGUGAGGGUGAAAGCAAGCACGGGGACGUUAUGGAGAAUGGCAGGGAGUCUGAGGAGGAGCACAGCAAGGGGGAGAUUGAAGACUCUUCCUCAGACAGUGAUGGCAGUGGCGAGGAUGACUCUGAGCACUCUGCCAAGUCUGACCAGGAGGAUGCAAGGGACAGUGGCGGUGGUGGCGGCGAGGAGAGUCAGGGGGAGGAGUAUGGCGAUGGUGGUGGCGGUGGGAGCAGCAGCUACCCCGUAGAGGGUGAAGCAUAUCCUAUGGCAGACCUGCCCCUGGAGGUGAUCACUACUGUGGAACCUACCAACUACGCAUACCCUGUGCUCAAGAACAUGUCCAACGGUGUCCUGACCCACCGCAACAUCUUCACGGAGGUGGAGCGCUCAGUUCUGGUGGGCAUCAUCAACAAGUACCGUAACAUUGUGGACACGCGCAGCCGCACACGUGAGAUUUACCUGGAGAAGCAGAAUGUGUGGCAGCAGAUCGUGGAGGAGUACAACAGCACAGACAACAUCAUGGUGCGCACAGAGAAGGAGCUGCGCAAGUGUUGGGACAACAUGAAGUACCGUGCCAAGCAGGCCGAGAAGGAGAUGUUCAAAGUAGAGGUCAAGGCUGAAGGGGAAGCUGAGGUAGACAUCAAGAUGGAGCCGCCGGAUCAUGACGCCUUCCACUUUGCACCAGAAUAUGAUGCAGCAGUAGAGGACGCCUGGCAGUGUGCUGACCCUGGUGGGGAGGAGGAAAGGGAACCUGCCCUCAAAAAGGCUCGGCAGGAAUCUCCUAAACUGUCCAGUCUACUGCUCGCAGCAGCUCACAAGCGACCCCCUGCCAAGAAAACCAGUAAGGGUAGCAGCAACAGUACACCCUACAAGAACAGUAGUAACAGCAGCAACAGCAGUAACAACAAUAACAGUAGCAGCAGUAACAACCACAGUAUCAACAACAGCAGUAACAUUAACAACAGCAACAGCUUUCAAUACAGCAUCCCAUCAUGCACCAAGGUGAUGCAUGUCAAGAAGAAAGGUCACUCAGGCACUGCCACUACAGGGUUUGUUGGUGCCCCAUCCCAAGAAAUUCCUAUCCUCCCUAAGGGCUUGGCCUCUUGCCUCUCCAUCACCAACAUCCCAAACCCAGCAGGAGCACAAGGAACCCCCAGUCGGGAAUCUGUCUCGCCAAGCACCUCACCCGUCCAGGUUGCCCUCAAGCCCAUGCCCAGCCUCAAGAAGAUGGUGCCCUCCAAGCACCAGCAUGGUACCACCAAGGGUUCCAGCAUGCGCUCAGGCAGAAAGUCAAAUGGUUUGUCCUCCAAAUCCAGCAGGGGCCACCGUACCCCUGUCUACCCAGUACAGCAGGAGCCGCUCUCCCUGGUUCCAACUGAGGGUAUGGGUGAGGAGCAGCAGCUUAGCAUCCGCUUGGUGACACAACGCCACCGUCUGGAGCAACGUGAACAUGAAAUGCGGAUGCGGGUGCUUGAAAAGGAGCUGCAGGCACACACCUUCCAGUGCCAGUACUGGUCCCUGAGGCUUAAGCUGCUUCGGGCUGGUCGGGAGAGUGGCAGCAGCGGCAGCGGUGGGCCCCUCAACCUUGCUGGUGCUACUAACGGUGAUAUUGAUUAGCUGGUGCUUUGAUGGGCCAGGGUCAAAACAACAGGUUGUGAGUUUGUGAUGAUUGGCUACUUCUUUUGACAGGGACUUGCAGCACAGUUGGUCCUUCGUCUUCAGUCCUCCUUUCCUUCCUCCCCUAUGCUCUUGUUGUUUAGUGUAACUACCAAGGUUGUUGGUCCCUCUCAGUGUUGUGUCACGUGGACCCUGAUGGUUGUGUGUUCAGGUACAACAUGUUUUAGUGUCUCAUGUUCUGAUGUGGGUCUUGGCCUCCACUUGGCUCCUUGGCUUAGUGUGUUCAAGUUUACCUAUUUUUACAGAGGCUAUUUUGUGGUUACUAUUUAAAGGUAAUAUGUAUAUAUUAUAUAUGGUAAUACAUAAUAUUAUUGAAUAAGGAGUCAGAUACAUUCUAUUUUAAAAGUUUAACUUAUACCUACGUGAAGAAUUUAUUUAUAUUUACACCAUUGACAAAGACCAUUGCUGACUGUGUUAAAAAUGUAUUAUUUAAGAUGUAUGUAUGUAUAUGUGCUUUUAAUUUAUUUUAAAGUUACCGGUACUUUUUUCAUUGCAUAAUAAGAUUGUGAGUGGUAGCCGUGAUUGAAGUUGGUAAUUGACUUCUGGGCUGGUUAGAAGUAUUAACUUGUGUCACUAUUGCCAGAAUACAGAUACAUGCUCUUCAAUCAAAUUACUUUGAUUAGUUCUGAUAAAAUAUCAUCUUUUGAAGGUUGCCUUCAACCCAUUUUCUAUAAAUGUAUGGUAUUGCCACACCAUAGUCUUUUCUAAUACACCAGUGGACCCCAAAAGUCAAUAUAAUAAGUAUUUCAUAAGGGCUACUCAACUAUUGUGAGCAAAGGUCCAGUUAGACAAGAAACAGUGUAUGCAGAGGUCCGGAUAAAUAUUUCAUACUUACAAGAAUAUUGCUAGGACCUUUGUGUUAUUUAAUUAUAUGUUUCUCCUGGAGCCUGGGGUCCAGCUCAGAAGGUCCAGAUUCGAACCGCGGGCCGCCAGUUGAGUAGCCCUGCAUUAGAUUGUGUACAGGCAUACCUACUGCUCCUGCUGGAAAGUUUUUAGUUUAAAUAUUCUAUACAUUAUGAAAUGGGGAAAUAAGAUUGAAAAAAAAAUAUUACCUUUGAUUCCUUUGGUAGUUAGCAAAGACAGGCCUACAUUUAAGGGUCAGUCUAUGGUUGAAAACCGAGUGAUGAUCUCUACAGUCACCACAAUGGAAGUCUGGACCCUCUACAUUAGGCUUCAAAUUCAGUUGGGUCUGAAGAUCAUUGCAUGGCAAGCACUGUUGGGAUAUUUUUUCUUUCAGUUUCUGGUAACUCGGGGAGCUUGUUGUCCACUGCUGCGAAUGUUUAGUCUCAGUGCCUGGCUGACAGGAUGGGAGAGUAUGAUCUGACUCAGUGGUUUUUCAUCCCUUCCACUAGCUUAAAAGAUUAUAACUGCGAUGGGUCCUAUGCCCCUUACUGACUCAGAAUAAGCCUUUAUUCUGGCCCUAAGGGAGGAAAAAUCACUAUAAAGAGACUUUCAAAUGUACCGGGUGGGCAAAGUCGACAGUUGUGGUGCUCCUUGCUGCAGCUCACCACCUGCCUCCAACAAAAUUUUCCAGCAUAAACUUUGUGCCAGGCACAAAAGGAAGACUUCUUGUGGAUUCAUGGUCACUGUUUUCAUUAGCAACUGACCAGUAGUGGGAAAAGUCUUCCUUUUCUGUCUGGCAAGAGAUUUUUGCUGGGGGAUUUUGUUAAGGGUCAGGUGGAGUGCCGUAACUGUUGACUUUGCCCACCCUGUACAGUACUUGUAAUAGUGUCUUUUUCCUUCCUCAGGACCAGAAUAUGGGCUUAUCCUGUGUCAGUAAGUGGUGUAGGAUCCAUGGGAGAUAAUUUGGCAAGCUACUGGAGGGCGAGAAUGGAAAACCAUUGGGAGUCAGAUUGGAUGGCAAGAUCAUACACAGGAUCCCUUCACAGUCAGCCAGGCACUCAGGCUAGACAUUCACAGCAGUGGCCAGCGAGUUUCAAAAAAUUCCUACACCAUAGUGUUUCCAGGCAAUGCUCUCUGGACCUUACUAAUUUUGAGCU